Molecule: messenger RNA, 1860 nt
Organism: Candidozyma duobushaemuli
Lineage: Eukaryota; Fungi; Ascomycota; Pichiomycetes; Serinales; Metschnikowiaceae
Gene: DSE1
Product: Dse1p
Exons: 1
Coding region: 1-1860 (619 amino acids)
Biological process (GO): protein ubiquitination
Molecular function (GO): protein binding
Source: RefSeq, a predicted model, not a curated record
AUGGAUUUCUACGAACCAACGCUUUUGUUUAGGCAAAACGCCAUCAAGAGACCUGACCUGGUCUCUCUGCUGAGCUCCUACUACGGCUCAGACAACGAUUCUUCAGCCACACUCCCUUCACAUCACUCCAACCGCUCCAGAACGCUGUGGCUCUUGAACCACUCGAAUGCUCUGGACACACAAAUCCUCAAUAAGGCGUGUUCCUUGGACAGAGUGAAUAUCAAGUCGAACUACUGGAAGAUUCCCGACAACAGCAUGGACUUGACGGCGCUUGCAACCAGCAGCGUGGAGUCUGCUUCCCCACUUUUGGCCAUUUCCAGUGCCCAAGCAGAAAACAACCUUUUCAUCUACGAGCUCGAUGCCGUCAACCACUACUUGACCCACCAUACUACCAUAUCCUUGCCCAAUAUCCACACACUUGCCUGGGUGCCCAACCAGAAGUCUCGCUACCUUGUUUCUGGAAACAGCAAAGGCUAUGCCCAUCUUGUGUCCGUGCCACACCCUCAUUCAUACACUGGCGAAGCAGAGGGAGACGAGUGUGCUGAAAUCGUGAAACGCUUCAACCACCGCAAGCACCUCAAGUCCGUCAACAAGGACCCUGCUGCCCAUACCCACGCCACCACUUGCAUUUCGGAACUCGGUUUCACCGCCAACGACAAAUUGGUCUCCAUCUACGACAACACCUUGUUUGUGUGGAACAUGAACGACUGUGAGGCUUCUGCCAAACCACGCCCUGAAGGAAUCCUGGUGAUUCCGGGCAUAAAGAGCUUUGACACGACGCCAAGGCAGGUGAACGAUCCUUUCACUUUGGGACUCUGUGGUUCCUUUGGCAUUUCUCUCUUUGACUUCAGAAGCCGGGGCCACAAUGUUCCAAGUUCUUCACUCCACGCUAACGGCACACCUAGCCAGCUUUCAGCCAAUUUGCUCAGAUGGUGUCCUACAAACGAAUACGUUAUGGCUGCCGCCCACGGCGAUGGUGUCGUCAGACUUUGGGAUCUUCGAAAGCAGGAUACUUUCGCAAGUUUGACCGGCCAUAUGAAUAAGAAGGUGACUGCUCUAGAAUGGAACGACAACGACAUUUUCACUGGCUCCAGCAACGGCAACAUCAUUCACUGGGAUUUGUCUAGUGGACUUGACCCUACUGAGGACAUUGCUAACCACGCCGAUAAGCUCCAGACCUGCUCGAUGAAGGAAGGACUCUCCAGUGUUUCCUUUGACACUGUCAGAAAUACCAUGGUGGAUGUUGCCAGCGAGAGACAGUGUGGCACCAUGCUCCCAGCGCUGAACAACAACAUUGUGGGUAUGUGCCGUGUGAGAGACCUGGAAAGCGACUUGACUGACUGUAAGAUCGUCACCAUUGACGGUUCGUCUUUCCUCGGAUUGCACUCGAAGAUCUACGACGCUGUGGAGAAUACCAGCAGUGAUAAGGACUUCUACACGGCUGAGGACAUCGACUUGAUGCUGAAGGAGGAAUUAUCUAAUGCCACCCUCAUCAACUCCAGCGACAGCUUGACACAGCCAUUGAACAUCCAAAGAAAGGUCACACACUCCAAGACCAACACAGAGUCUUCCAUCCGCACAGACGACUUCAACUUCAACCUUGGUUUCGACUUGGACGAGGUUAUAUCUCUCCACUCGGUGGAUUCAGAACCAAGCAAGUCUCACUCAAGCACGUCACCCAACUCUUCGGUGCUGAACAACGACUCAAACUACACUCUUUCGACAGUGGCAACCGUGAUAGACUCUCCUUCACAGACCCACACACAUGCAAAGAAGUCGCUGUUGGUCUUCUUGGACGAUGGUCUCGAAAAGAUCUGCUUGGACUUCUCCAGCCAGAACCAGUACACGACAGCAACAUAA